Molecule: messenger RNA, 3006 nt
Organism: Thunnus maccoyii (southern bluefin tuna)
Lineage: Eukaryota; Metazoa; Chordata; Actinopteri; Scombriformes; Scombridae
Product: alpha-1A adrenergic receptor-like
Exons: 6
Coding region: 1100-2563 (487 amino acids)
Biological process (GO): cell-cell signaling; positive regulation of cytosolic calcium ion concentration; adenylate cyclase-activating adrenergic receptor signaling pathway
Cellular component (GO): membrane
Molecular function (GO): alpha1-adrenergic receptor activity
Source: RefSeq, a predicted model, not a curated record
AAAGGACAUCCAGAAGCUGGCAUUGAUUAUGCCAAAGCAAAUGGAACACUGUGGUUUUCUGCGGUGAAGGGAACUGCUGGGCUCUAUUGGUUCCAAAAUGUCAUGAAGAGAAACCCUGACCUCAACAUAAAGUAACCUGAAGCCGCAGCAGGGGCUGCAGCCAUGAACUGUGAAGUUGUUGACAAGUGGUUGACGCAGUACAAGGCUCCUCUCCAUGACCUACAAAUCACAGAUGUUCCCACACUCCUCUGGAAUUACAAUGAAUCUGGGUUGCAAGACCAGUUCUGCUCCAUGCGGGUGGCGAGUGAAGUUGGAAAACCUUGUGUUGAGAUUACUGAAAGGAGAGACAAAAACAGUCCUCGCCGCUUUCAACGCCAUGGAAGUGUAUAGCUCAACAAUGGUAAUCUGAAAGGGCAAACGUCCCGGUCUAUGUUGUUGCCGAGAUUCCGAUAAUGGCUGGGUUAACCUGGAGCUGUUCCUGGAGUGGGGCAAGAUGUUCAUAGAGCAGCUCCCAAAAGAUGACGCCAUGCCUCGCAGUCUCCGUCUUUAUGGCAAUACUAUGGAAUUUCUCCAGAUGAUGAAAAGGCACAACAUGCAUGUAACGUGUCAACCGCCGCAUCUGACAAGGUGCUCUUUAAGAGACAUAACUGGUAGAGGGAUGAAGAAGAAGGAUGCAAGUGGACCAGGGGGACAGCAGGACUAAAGCUGCCGAAAUCUGACUUCUUCAAAUUCUUCAGCAAGACAUGGAGCAAGAUGGAAACCACAGAAAUGUUCCCCUGAAUUAACAUCUAAUCCCUGAUCGCAACAGAGCGAGAGAGAUCUGCCACCCAAACCGUCUCCAGCAGAUGGUCCUGAUCAACAAACUGAGCGAGGCCCAACUUUCUGCACCGUGGACGUGGAUGCUGACAUGGAGAUCAGCACGGUGCAGGAAGUUGUUCAGAUGGUGACCACGUGCCAGUGCUUCAGCCUGGAUAGCGUUGAUCAGCCAUCAGCCUCUGAGGUCAUAAAGGCCAACAUGGUUUCCAGUCGGCUUGUUAAACAAACUCCUCCGUGAAUAAACCAGCUUUUGUGGAUCUCUUCAGGCCGAGCUCUCCUCACCAUGAGUCUCUGGACCAACGGCUCCUCCUCGGAUCUUUACGCCGGGACGCAGCCGCCGCUGCCGGGCUCCAACUCCUCCUCUAACCGCACCGACGGCUCCCAGCCCCGCGGACCCCACGGUGCCGCCCCGCUGGACCUGAGCCGGGCGGUGCCGGUGGGCAUGGUGCUGGCCUCCUUCAUCAUGUUCGCCAUCGUGGGGAACAUCCUGGUCAUCCUGUCGGUGGUCUGCAACCGACACCUGCGGAUCCCGACCAACUACUUCAUCAUCAACCUGGCCAUCGCAGACCUGCUGCUGGGAACCACCGUGCUGCCGGUGUCCGCCACCCUGGAGGUUCUGGAUUACUGGGUGUUCGGUCGGAUCUUCUGUGACAUCUGGGCGGCGGUGGACGUGCUGUGCUGCACGGCGUCCAUCAUGUCUCUGUGCGUCAUCUCCAUCGACCGCUACAUCGGCGUCCGCUACCCGCUGCAGUACCCCAUGAUCGUCACCGAGAAGCGGGCGCUGCUCGCCAUGCUGGGCGUCUGGAUCCUCGCCAUCGUCAUCUCCAUCGGCCCGCUGCUGGGCUGGAAGCCGCCGCCAUCACAGGACGACACGGUGUGUCUGAUCACCCAGGAGCCUUUCUACGCCCUCUUCUCCUCGCUGGGCUCCUUCUACAUCCCGCUGGCCGUCAUCCUCGCCAUGUACUGCCGCGUCUACAUCGUAGCCAAACGCACCACCAAGAACCUGGAGGCCGGCAUGAUGAAGGAGCGCCAGGAGGACUCCAACGAGCUCACCCUGAGGAUCCACUGCAGGAACCAGCAGAUCCACGAUCUAUGCUCCGCCCCCAAGGCCGGAGGGGGCGGGGCCUCGGCCGGACGCAGCACGCUCACCGUCAAACUGCUCAAGUUCUCCCGAGAGAAGAAAGCUGCCAAGACGCUGGGCGUGGUGGUCGGCAUGUUCAUCCUCUGCUGGCUGCCUUUCUUCCUGGCUCUGCCUAUCAGCUCGUUCAACAGCAGCCUGCAGCCUCCUGAAACCUUCUUUAAAGUCAUUUUCUGGCUGGGAUACUUCAACAGCUGCCUGAACCCCAUCAUCUACCCCUGCUACAGCCGAGAGUUCAAACAGGCCUUCAUCAGGAUCCUGCGCUGCCGUUGGAAGAGGAAGCGUCAGGGCUGGCAGGCGUACUACAACUACCGCUGCCAGCAGGGCUCCAACAACUCGUCCUUCCUGAACGGCAGCCAGCAGACGCUGUCCUCCAUCAGCCCCAGCCCGCGCUGCGUCACCUCCAGACUCCGCCCCCCGCCCCGGUCCUCCGACGCCGGCCGCGACCUCCUCCCCGGGUCGGCCGCGAGAGGACGGCUCAACCCGGUGUCCCCGCUCGCUAAGGAUACUGGGGCGGUGUUGGGCGUCGGUACGGGGCGAGGGGCGGUGAUGAACGGGCAGAGUGUGGACAGAGAGGAGGCGGAGAGGACGCCGGCGUCUAAACUGUGACGUUUAGCGAGAUAAAAACACUGACUGACGCACCUGCUGCCUCGCCGCCACGACUCAGCGGGGAUCAGCUCGCUCUCCUGUGGAUUAAAAACACUUGGAGGGACACACAGGUACACGCUGACAUCAGCAGACGCUGCUCAGGUGUGAUGACAUCAUCUGUCAGGCGGUUAUGAUGUCAGCGUCACUGUUCCGGCCUCCUCCUCAGCCUUAAUGACACAGCUACGAAACAUGGCGGCGCUCCUGCCGGGACCAGCGGACGACUUCAGAGAAACAUCACGUCACCACAUUUUAACAUCUUCAAGCCUCCAGCUCAGGUGUUCACCAGCUGAUGAUUCCUACCGUACCUGUCCACCGCACCUAACGAUGCUUUUACCUUUACCACACAUGUGCAGCUGUAUGACACAUGUCUGACACAUGUAUGACUCAUGUAUGACACAUGUAUG